This is a messenger RNA of Aspergillus costaricaensis CBS 115574, 524 nucleotides long. RefSeq lists its product as uncharacterized. NCBI's taxonomy places the organism in Eukaryota, Fungi, Ascomycota, Eurotiomycetes, Eurotiales, Aspergillaceae. The transcript has 3 exons. The coding region runs from base 80 to 367 and encodes 95 amino acids. The record is from RefSeq and is a predicted model, not a curated record.
CAAGCACAACAAUACUCUUCCAUAUACUGUUAUCCUUAUUCCAGAACGCAGACCGACCUAUCUCGAAAAUUUCUUCGCAAUGUUCAAAGCAACAGCACGUUCUCUGUACCAACUCAUCGGGAAGACAAGAUUGGGUGAUCUUCCUCCUGAAUGGCAGGCUCCUGUUGGACAGGUUCUUGACGCUGAAGAAAAGAGUGACCCCAGGUUCAAGAAUGCUGAGAUCCGAGGCUCUAAGCCACAUGCUUCCCACGAUGAUCCGACCGACCCGAAAGAAGUCGUAUCCGUUCGUAUCAAGGAUGACGGCCUGAAAACUUUCCGGAGACUGCACAUUCAUCAAGAUGGCUCCGUCAAAAGAAUUGAUGUUUAGAGUGCUUGUUGGGGUCAGCGAUCUGAGGUCAGUAGGAUGGGUAAGGAUGUAUUUCUGGAAGACCUGGCCAUAUCCGUCCUACCAUUUGUAUUGCUAGUUAUGCGCUUUGGAUUCUUUUGUCUUGGGUACUGCAGCUGUUGGAAUGACUAGUCUUGGG